Molecule: messenger RNA, 2534 nt
Organism: Salvia miltiorrhiza (redroot sage)
Lineage: Eukaryota; Viridiplantae; Streptophyta; Magnoliopsida; Lamiales; Lamiaceae
Product: CDPK-related kinase 3-like
Exons: 11
Coding region: 432-2210 (592 amino acids)
Biological process (GO): peptidyl-serine phosphorylation; intracellular signal transduction; protein autophosphorylation
Cellular component (GO): nucleus; cytoplasm
Molecular function (GO): calcium ion binding; calcium-dependent protein serine/threonine kinase activity; calcium/calmodulin-dependent protein kinase activity
Source: RefSeq, a predicted model, not a curated record
AAUUUGGGACAGAUAUUAAGAGCCGUUUCCCUCCGUCUUAAUUUUCUACUAUUUUUGCACAUGUAUUUGUUGUAGAAAAUCUCACUGAUGCUUUUCGUUUUCUAUUUUGUUUCUCCCCUUAGGAAGAUAGUAUAAUUAGUGUCCGUUUUUUCGUCUCUUUGUCCAAUUAACUUGUUUGAGUUUUUAGUCAAAAAAAAAAAAAAACUUGUUUGAGUUUUGACCCAGUUUGCUUGCUUGUCCCUUCGAAAUUGUGACUGCAAUUUUAUUACAAAAAAUGAAGAGAAACACGAUAUAAUGCAAGCACAGUUGCAAUACUGACAAAGAAACGUAUAUACUUUUUUAUCCAAGUAUAGUAGUAUAGGAAAGGAAGCUCUGUUAACCGGAGAGAGAGAGAGAGAGAGAGAGAGAGAGUUGACACUCACACACUGCUGAUGGGGCAGUGUUACGGUAAGACGAUCCCCACCGAAGACAACGAUGGGUACCCCACCAGCACCACCACCGCCGCCGAUCUCCCUCCCCAGACGCCGCCUCGCAAUGGCACUCCGGCGAGAUCCUCCGCCGCAAACAGCCCCUGGCCGAGUCCCUACCCCAGCGCAACUCCUGCGGGGGUCUCUCCCUCUCCGGCGAGGUCGACGCCGAUGAGGUUCUUCAAGAAGCCGUUUCCGCCGCCCUCCCCGGCCAAGCAUAUUAGGGCGUCGCUGAGGAAGUUGGGGCACAAGAGGAAGUCGCCUCGCCAGGGGCCCAUUCCGGAGGAUGCGGCGGCGGCGGCGGAAGAUGCGGAGCAGCAGCAGCAGCAGCAGCAGCACGCGCUGGACAAGAAUUUUGGGUAUAAUAAGAAUUUCGGGGCCAAGUAUGAGCUUGGGAAGGAGGUCGGCAGGGGGCAUUUUGGUCAUACCUGCUAUGCCAAAGGCCGAAAGGGGGAGCUCAAGGACCUGCCUCUUGCCGUCAAAAUCAUCUCCAAACCCAAGAUGACGACUGCAAUAUCCAUUGAAGAUGUUCGCCGAGAAGUGAAAAUUUUGAAAGCUCUUUCAGGUCAUAGACAUCUAGUUAGAUUUUAUGAUGCUUGUGAGGAUGCCAAUAAUGUGUACAUAAUAAUGGAGUUAUGUGAAGGUGGAGAACUGCUUGAUAGAAUAUUGUCAAAAGGUGGUAGAUAUACCGAAGAAGAAGCAAAACUUAUUAUUGUUCAGAUUCUUAGUGUUGUUGCAUUUUGUCAUCUUCAAGGUGUUGUCCACCGUGACUUAAAACCUGAGAAUUUUCUAUUUACCUCCAGAAGUGAAGAUGCUGAUAUGAAACUCAUUGACUUUGGUCUUUCUGACUUUAUCAGGACAGAUGAAAGACUAAAUGAUAUUGUUGGAAGUGCUUAUUAUGUAGCACCUGAGGUUCUUCAUAGAUCUUACAGUGUGGAGGCUGAUAUAUGGAGUAUUGGUGUCAUUACCUAUAUUUUGCUUUGUGGAAGUAGACCAUUUUGGGCAAGGACGGAGUCUGGAAUAUUUCGUUCUGUUUUGAGAGCUGAGCCAAACUUCGAGGACAUGCCUUGGCCAUCCGUCUCUUCACAUGCCAAGGACUUCGUAAAGCGACUUUUGAACAAGGAUUACCGUAAAAGAAUGACUGCUGCUCAAGCUUUGACUCAUCCUUGGUUGCGAAGUGAGAGCCAUCCAAUUCCGUUAGACAUAUUGGUCUAUAAGUUAGUGAAGUCGUAUCUACAUGCUACGCCUUUUAAACGUGCAGCACUAAAGGCUCUCUCAAAAGCAUUGAGUGAGGAGGAGUUGGUCUAUCUUAGAGCACAAUUCAUGCUUUUGGAGCCUAAUGAGGAUGGACGAGUCUCUCUCGAGAACUUCAAAAAGGCUCUUGCACGUAAUGCUACUGAUGCCAUGAAGGCAUCUAGGGUCCCGGAUAUCCUUCAUGCGAUGGCGCCGUUAUCUUAUAGAAAGAUGGAGUUUGAAGAGUUCUGUGCAGCUGCUAUCAGCACAUACCAACUGGAGGCCCUAGAAAAAUGGGAGCAAAUUGCUUCCACAGCUUUCGAGCAUUUUGAAGAGGAGGGUAACCGCAUUAUAUCAGUAGAGGAAUUAGCUCGGGAGCUGAACGUUGGGCCUACUGCGUAUUCUAUGCUGAGAGAUUGGUUAAAGGGCAACGGCAAACUGAGUUUGCUGGGAUAUACUAAAUUUUUGCAUGGCCUCACCCUUCGCAGCUCAAACAUGAGACAUCAUUAACUAGGUUCUCUUCUCCUCUCUUUUCUCAUGCAUAAUUUAUUUAGGAAUCCUCAAAAAGAAAAUAUUACUGUUGGAUUUUGCGCAUAAUUGAUGAAGAAUUUAAUGUACAAAUGUAGUAGUGGAGUUGAGCUCAACCAUAUUUUACGGCCUGGCCCUCGUUAGAGAUUUUUUUUUUUUGGUUGAUACUUUUGUUUUAUUUUUUUUAUUUUAAUCUUAGUCUUCUUGAUAUAGUGAAUGAAAUUUGUGUUGAGGAAAGUGUUGUAUGGACUGGAGAGUCUUUUGCAUUAGGAAAUGGUAUGCUUUUACAAUUUGUUUUUAAAGAAA